Messenger RNA from Astyanax mexicanus (Mexican tetra), 1193 nucleotides. It is a transcript of the gene tfpi2, whose product is annotated as tissue factor pathway inhibitor 2. NCBI's taxonomy places the organism in Eukaryota, Metazoa, Chordata, Actinopteri, Characiformes, Acestrorhamphidae. Bases 174 to 833 code for a protein of 219 amino acids. The transcript has 5 exons. Gene Ontology annotation, biological process: negative regulation of peptidase activity. The record is from RefSeq and is a predicted model, not a curated record. Gene Ontology annotation, cellular component: extracellular region. Gene Ontology annotation, molecular function: serine-type endopeptidase inhibitor activity.
GAGAAAUAGGCGGUGUGAGUCAGUAGAGCAGACCGCCCUUUCCCACACCACACAAACUUCAGUCCAACUGCCCUAUAAAACUGCGAUGGAGGAGCAGACGGCCAGUUAGAGACUGACUGCACUUCAUCCACCCAGACACUUUCUCCAGCCCGGACACAGCGACUCUUACAGCCAUGGAGGGACUUUUACUCGGGAGUAUUUUACUGAUAAGCUCAGUGCAGAGCCUGCUCGCUCUCAACCCCUCAGAGGUCUGCCUUCUGCCAGCGGUUGAAGGUCCAUGUCGAGGACUCGUCAGUCGUUAUUUCUACAACACCCUCACCCAGCGCUGCGAGGAGUUCAGCUAUGGAGGCUGUGGAGGAAACGCCAACAACUUCGUCACUUUUCAGGAGUGCCAUAAAAUGUGUUACACCAUACCAAAAAUUCCUCAGAUCUGUCGCUUUCCAAGUGAAGUGGGGCCGUGCCGCGCCCUUCUCAGUCGCUACUUUUUUAACAUGACCACCAUGCAGUGUGAGCAGUUCUAUUACGGAGGCUGCCAGGGAAAUGAGAACAACUUCCAAAGCCACCAGUCAUGCAUGGAAUACUGCAGACCCUCAAAAUCGAUUCCUGUGAUCUGCCAGGGUGUGUUGGAUAAGGGGAAAUGUUCGGCCUCCAUACCAAGAUAUUAUUACAACUCCGCCAAAAAAACAUGUGAAGAGUUCACAUACACAGGAUGUGGUGGAAGCAGCAACAACUUUGUCUCCAAACAAAGCUGCAUGGAUGUCUGUGCUAGAAAGAGUAAACCUGGGAAGAUGAGGAGAAAGCUGAUCCCAAGAAAACCUGAAAGAAGGAUAUGAUUCCCUGGCUCAAGUGUAAAAAAUCUAAAAGGCUCUGAAAGCAAAUCCAUAUACUCAACAUAAUGUGAAUACACUGUACACUGUUUUUUUUUCUCUUUUCAUUGUAUUUUUUUAUUUUCCAAUGACAGUAUGUAACUUAACAUAUGCCUAAAGAUACAGAAUUUUGAAGUAUAUAUUUUUCAGUCAUUUAUUUUUUUUACCUAUGUAUUGGAAUUGCACUGUGAAUAUUUGUUACACUCACUAAUUUUUAUAUUUUACAGUUUACAGUUUUUUAAUGUUUUACAUUUAUAUAUGUAUUAAUAUGUGUAUAUGUAUAUUUAAUUUGUUUGUAUUUUUAAAUAAAAUCUCUCACAACUCGUA